Messenger RNA from Sitodiplosis mosellana (orange wheat blossom midge), 4637 nucleotides. RefSeq names its product condensin complex subunit 3 (gene Cap-G). The coding region runs from base 157 to 4329 and encodes 1390 amino acids. Lineage: Eukaryota; Metazoa; Arthropoda; Insecta; Diptera; Cecidomyiidae. The record is from RefSeq and is a predicted model, not a curated record. The transcript has 9 exons. Gene Ontology annotation, biological process: mitotic chromosome condensation. Gene Ontology annotation, cellular component: condensed chromosome; cytoplasm; condensin complex.
ACGGCAUCAACAUUUCGAAUUUCAUUUCAACAGUGAAGACAGCGUCGAAUGGUUCACAGAACAUUGAGGAAAUCGUUUUCUUUUCCUUGAAAUAUUGUCGUUCUCUUAAAUUGGUUUGGUUUUUAAAACGUUGUCUUUGAAUAGAAACUGUUUGUGAUGUCGAGAAAGGCUCCACGAAAACGGAAAAUAAAUGCCGUUACCGAUGAGGAGCUAAUGCCUCCUCCCUCGAUGCCAGUGUCAAAAAGGCAAAAAUCAUCAAAACAGGCGUCGAUCCACAAUGUAAGUGUAAUAAGCGAUAUCAGCAACCUCAGCAACAUCAGUAGCAAUGGGAGUACACUGCAAACGCAGAACAAAUGCGGUCCAUUAUCAAUCAUUUUUGAAAAGGCACAAGAAAAUGAAACUCUUCACAAUAAAUAUUUCAAAGAGUUGACCAAUAUCUACGAAAAAAUGGAUCAUGCCGUUUUCAUGCGAUAUUUUCUGAAAGGCAUUCGUAUUUGGAUGAAAAUGGAUGAAUCCAAUUCUUACGCUAACGUCGGAUUAGGCUUUUUGGCCAAGUAUUUGUCAUCGCUGCGAUGCGAUGACCCAGAUACUAUUACGCAUCCAAUUCUCAAGUCAACUUUUGAUUUUUUGCUGAAAAACAUUAGUUUGGUGACCAAUGUACGCUUCCGGAUUUGUCAGUUUGUCAACUUGUUACUGGCGUCAAUGAGCUCCGAAGCAAACAUUGACGAUGACAUUUUUGACGAAAUUCUGCGAUACAUGAGUGAACGAAUGAAAGAUAAUUCACCAGCCGUUCGCGUACAAGCGGUUUGCGCUUUACAACGUCUUCAGAUUCCAGAGAAUCCCGAUGACAGCGUUGUUCGAUUGUAUUCAUAUCACCUAAGCAACGAUCCGUCGGUUUUGGUCCGACAGGCCGUCCUCAAGUCCAUUGGCCGUAAUGCAUUGACAGUGCCAAUAAUACUGGAACGUUUAUGGGAUGUUGAUGAGCGUGUACGGCGUCGCACUUAUUUACAAAUGAGCAGUCACCCGGUCAAAAGCUACAAAGUCGCUCAACGUCUAAUGUUACUCGAGCAAGGGCUCAACGAUCAUUCAGAAUCCGUUCGCAAAAUUGUACACAGUGUCUUGUUACCUCAAUGGCAUCAAUCGUACAAUCGACAGUACCUGCAAUUGAUUUCGGCAUUGAAAUUGGACGCCAAUCCAGAGGAAAUACAGCGCUUUGUAAAAAUCACCAAGAAGGCCUUGUUUAUUUUGUUCAAGAACGAUUCGAUCGAUAAAUUACUAGAUCAGUUGCCAUUAAGUACGAGUGGAGAAUUCGUUAUGUGCAUACCGUUUGAAAAGUUGACGGUUGAAUUGGUAGUAUUCUGGUUGGCUGUCGUCGAAUUUGUUCAACAAACUGACACAAACGAAGACGAUGAAGACCAAUUGCAGCAUGUAAUCUGCGAACUGUCCACAUUCUGCGAAUAUCUAUCAAAAUACAUAAACUACAUAAAAGAAUCAGCCACAGAAGAUUCUGAUUCAUGGAACGAUCAAGAGAAUCAGUACAAAUUGCAUAUUCUCAUUGAAAUCUUGCUGAAAUUUGAUCUGGGAGACGAAAUCGGAAGACAAAACUUGAAUUCAUUCGUAUCAAAAGUGUUAUCUACACAAAUUCUUGGCGAAAAUGUUGUCCAAAAGCUGGUGGACUGUGUGGAAAAUCUCAUACCCGACGCAAACACACGAUUGCAAUACUUUAUCGAUAUAAUUCGUAGUAUAAUUGAACCAAGCUCAUCGAUCGAUGUGUCCGAUCCAUCUAUAACAGCACUGCUCGAUAGCAUCAAAGAUCCCGAAAUCAAAGUGAAAAUCGGACAACUGAAAUUGCGUAUCAUGGAAUUGCGUGAACAAGAAAAUGAAUUAUCAAAUGCCAAAGAUUAUGCAAUGUUGGAGAAAACGACCGAAGAUUUGGCCAUAUGCAAUGAAGAAUUUCUCAAUAUUUUGAAUGCAUACACAUCAACUGAUAAUUCUGAAUUGAACAACACCGUAUUGACAUCGCUGAACUCGAAAAAAGUAUCCAAGGAAUGGAUUCUGCAUUGCCUCGAGAUCUGUUUCUUUACUGUUUGUUCGAAGCGCACUACUUCAUUGACACCAAACAUGUUCAAAUUGUUUGAGGACUUCGUUCGACGACACCUGAAAUCACAGCACAUGGAAAUUCGUGAUCGAGCUCUUAAAUGCGGUAUUGCAUUUAGCAUGCUGUAUCAAUCACUGGCAAAAGUUGUUCACGAAGAAUUAUAUCAGCAGUUUGUGCGUCACCACCAACCACGUCUAUGGACAACAGCUGUGAACGGGAUCUGUGAAAUGUUCGACAAAUACGGCAUUGAGUACUUUGCUUAUGACACGGACAGUGAAAAGCAGGAUAGUCUCAAAUCGAAAAAGACACGGCAGUUGUACAAUGUGUCGUGUGAUCCAGAUGAACAGGAAGAAAGCCAAGACAAUGGAAAGAAUGGAACAAAUGUGAUGUAUUUGUUCGCCCAUCUCUUUGAUACCUGUCAAGAAGCAACGAUUAGCAUGGCAUUGGCCACCGGUUUUUGUCGAUUGAUUUUGGGCGGACAUUACGAAACCAGUGAGCUCAUAUCGAAGAUUAUCCUGAAAUUCUUCAAUCCAACCACAUGCACGGAAAUCAAUCAAAUUCUCAGCGUAUUCUUUGAAACGCUUAUACAACGCGGUAAACAAUCGUGUUUGGAAAGAGCACUACUUCCAACAGUGUUCACAAUACUGGAUGCACCUCAUGAAAGCCCCUUGCGCGAGAUUAAGGCCGAAUCAGUUAUCAAAUUUGUCAUCAAUUCAACUAUGCCGUCGUCACAUAGUUCCAGCACAAACAUUCACAACACGAUUGCUCGGUCGUUUUUGAAAAAUAUGCACGAGCAUUUAUCGAAUAAGGAACUGCUGAAAGUUCUAUCGAAAGAAUUGCAAUCCUUAGAUAUCGACCCGAGUCCAGCACUCAAAGAUGAACUGAAAGAAUUGGCCGAAAGUUUGUUGGACAAAUCGAUAAACGAUAGCAAAGUCGAGAGUUACAUCAAAGUCUUCAUUAAUAUGCUGAACGGUACAUUCACAAAACCGAAUCGAUCAACUGCAAACAACUUGGAGGAAGCGGGCUCAGAUGAUGAGCAUUCAGUGGACGAGAAUAUCGAACAGAAUCCAAUUGAUGAAUGUGUAAUUGAUUCAACAAGUCAACCAGCUGCCAUAGAACACGACAUUCUACUGAUAGAUGGUGCUAAUAACAAGUCGCCGGUGCCAUCCACGCAAUCAUCAGAUAUUGACCAGGCCAAAGACACUGCAGAUGAUGUGGAACAAGCUCAAAACAGCAGUAUCUCGUCGGAUGAAGAAAGUUUUGUGAGCAGUGCCAGUAAAUCCAUUUCCAAAACUAAAAGCAAAAGAAACACACCAUCGAAAUACAACAAGAAUAAGCGAAAUUCAACACAAAACGAGGAGAUUCCAGACGAAAAUGAAAACUGUGACAGCUUUGUCGUUACAUCAACUCAGGAGCAGUCUGAUGAUGAAGUUAUUCCAAAUACACCCACCGCAUCUCCAAUCGUUCCCUCUAGAACUUUGCGAAAAGAAGCAAACCCAAAGAAUAAUGAAAAAUCCAAAUCUGUUCCACAGAAGAGUUCUGCCAGAAAGAAUGUAGCACCAAAAUCUUCUCCUGCACAACCAACGCAAGAUAGACGAAAACGUCAUCGCCUAUCACAGGCACAUGUUCGAUUGGAACGGCUCCAUAUGGAAUCAAGUGAAAAUGUGAUAGUGCAUCGAACACGGAAUGCGCUGGUCGCUGAAUUCAAAGAAAAGAACAUCAUGACACGUAAUCGAAGAUCCUUGGAACAAAUCAAAAGUCCAACACAACGUGUGGAACACUUGAAGAAGUUAACACCGACUGCCACAAAGUCGCCAAAGAAUAAUUUAUCACUGUCGCCAAGUGUAACACCACUUCCAAAACGACGAAGCGUCUCAGAUCGAUCAUCUCCCAUCCCCGUAAGUCUUAAAUUGCUGAGCGAUCGCAAUGCCUCAACAAAAACAAACAGUCGACAAACAGCCAGUUCUCGAAUCCCAACCAGAACCGCAUCCAAUUCGUCAGUAUCAUCAUCGUCUGCGUCACCAACAACGAGAAAAACAGCAAAAAAGUUGGUUGAAAAUAGUAGUCGAGGCAGAAACAGCAGCAUCAGCAGCAAUACUAACAGCAAAAGCAACAACAGCAGCAGCAACAACAAAAAUACCAAUACUUCGUCACAAUCAACAACAAAAUCGAGGCUCCCUCUACGGAAGAGCAAUCGAAGCGCUUCCCAAGUGUCAAUACGAAAGAAAUAAUGACGAAUUCGAUUUGAUGAAGAUUUUGAUGAAUGAGGAAAUCAUGUUUCAUUUUUCAUAAUAUAGCUAGAGUGUGAAACCGAUCGUUUGGAUCAUAUUUAAGAGUUUUGUUGGAAAAGAAUCCGAAACCAAUAAAAUUAGCCUGACUAUUUCUGUAAAUUCAACCGGGGUAUAUGAAUUUGAUUGAAAAACAAUGUUGAUAUAUGUAUCACGAAGCGUUUUUAGAGAUAUUUUCAAUUCAAAAGCGUAAUCUGUAUCUCGAAGUAGAAUCAAUUAGGACAAAAUAAAAACCAUUUUCUUUUCAAAAA